Microplitis demolitor is the source of this 4655-nucleotide messenger RNA. RefSeq lists its product as uncharacterized. Bases 3871 to 4641 code for a protein of 256 amino acids. NCBI's taxonomy places the organism in Eukaryota, Metazoa, Arthropoda, Insecta, Hymenoptera, Braconidae. The transcript is spliced from 2 exons. The record is from RefSeq and is a predicted model, not a curated record.
CAAAGAAACAACUUGUUGAAUGUACAAUCGUCCUUUAUCAACAAUAGCAUAUUAUAAAUUAAGUUAGAGAUAAACGAAACCAAUUGAGCGCUUAGAUUUAUAUUACCCCAACCAAAUGCAGAAAAGCAACAGAGCGUGGCGGAAUUUUGUGGCCGCUAAGAAAAAUUCCACUCAGUUUUUUAGAUCUUCAAAACUACGUUAUGACUUAAUAUAAUUCUGAUGGCAAUCCAUCUUGACAGCAGAUGUGUCCAAAAAUUGUGAUGUUUACUACUUUUUCACCAAGAGAACAAAGAGCUUAACUUACAAAAUUAUUGAAGCGCUAUUUCUAUGCGCAUCUUAAAGUAGGUGCCAUCUGGGUCGUUGUUUAUGUCAUUAAUUCUGCGGAACCAAAACUGCCGUUGAUGGUCUAUCAUUUCAGCUGUCACAUUUUCGAUGGUAAUAAAUGUCCCAUGUAAUGUUCUGUAGUUAUUCCAUUGGGUUUUAAUGUCAUUAUACAGCACAAUUUCUAUCACAUCAUUUGAAUAAACUUGCCAGUCAUUUGGCAAAAUACACAAGUACCGCAAUGGCAUAUUAAUCGUUUUGAAUAAACUAGAAAAAUAGACACUGUUUUAUAUCACGUGUUGAGUGGAUGAGAUCCAGAUGUUCACUCGCAAACAUAGUAUUGAAAAAACCUAAGUGCAAUCGUAAAAAUAAACAUUUCGUUGGCAAUAAAAAACAAACCUUAUCAGACUACGUUGGAUUCAAAGUCAUCGGAAGGUCUUGCAUACAGUAAUACGACUUGCCAAUAUAUAAACCCGGAAUCUUUAUAUUUUAGUCUUCAAACUCUAUGAGUCAGAGAUUCUUGAUCUCCUGGCGAAAUUGUGUUCCAUUAUAUGUAGUGUCCUCUGAUUUGUAGAACCGUAUGAAACUGCCGUAGUCCCGCAGUCGUACACGCGCUCCGAGCAAUUGCAUGGAUUCUCCGUUUAUUGCACGGUAACGUUUAAAAUAUUUUUGAACAACUUUCACAAUCGUUUUUUCUAAAGUCGAGAUUGGACACUUUUUCCACUCGUUUGGCACCAUACACAAACCGUGAAUACAGCGGUACUUGAAAACACGUAGAGUCAUGGUAAAAAUGUAUGUUACCCGAAUAACACUUAAGAUUCAAAUAAAAUCCAGCAGGAAGACUGAUAUCAACUCCCAUCUGCAUGAUAUGAAGAAGAGACUAUUCGGGACAUUCCGACAAUAGGUCACGCGCCGGAAAAACAAAAACAAAUUUUAGGGAAACCCGAUUUUUAUGCUACUGUUCUAUAUUCGCACAAAACCGCACACGCAAUCAAAAACUUAUCCUUCAAACAGCAAUGGGUGUCAUUGUAACCCUCAACUAUUUUCAAUCGGGUUUCUUUCAUUUUUUAACUGGAAAUAGAACCAGCUUCGUUAUCUAUCGUCAAUUGGGACCAGCUUACUUCUUUGAAAAAUUCACUGUUCAUCUUUCAGACUAAAGACUUGUAUUGACAAAACCACUCACGGACUCAAAAUAACUUACGUGCAAAAGUAAAAAGAAGGUUCCACAAUUUAUUCAACAAUCUAUUUUGUAAAUUCUUGGUGUAUUGGUCAUUUUUUCACUGGGAUUAGAAUGUGGCACCAUAUGUCACAAUUUCAUCUCACAGACGUGUCUCAUUAAAAGGUUAAUAGUAUCAUUUGAAGUGAUAACAAUAAAACGUAAAACUUUAUCUAAUAGGUAUCGAACAUGUUGUUUUUGAGAGAACCAUAACGAAUUUCGAUAGUAUGUAAGCGUCACAAGUUCAUGACUCAAAACAUAAAAUCGUUGUGUAAUUAACUUUACUAAUAUUUUAGACAUUAAAAUCUCUGGUCUAGGAGUCUCAGAUCAUUAACUGAAUUGUUAUGAUGAUUAAAUGAUGUAAUAAUUAAAAGCUAUAUGCUUUCUAACCGUUCAUUAAUUAAAAAGUAUAUUAGCUUUUCUAAUUGUAAGCUAGAACUAUGAAACGAAUGUGAAAUGUGUUAUAACACUGGCACAUCCAAUCUAAGAUAUCGAUAUAUUCUAAUAUUGUAUUAACUCGGGAGCUGAAAUUGAAAUGAACGAUUUUUGCAUACAAAAACAAGGUUUGAGUCUAGUCAUGAAAGGGCGGUAUUAAUAGAAUAUCGACUGCGUCAACUGAAGUUUUUUGUCAUAAUUUCCAUCAGGUUAAUAAGCACAGAAAUGGUGACUUAAUACGGUCUCCGGAUGUGAGUGAUGCAGUGUACAAUGAGUAGGAUUCAACCGCAGAAAGAAAUACCAGAUUACGAUUACGUAGAAACAAACAAUAUGAAAGUUAAUCAUUAGCAUUAGAAUGAAUCAACGAAAAGACAGAAGUGUUAGUUGUUGACACGAGCUGCACUGAAUAAAUUGUUUUGUAACAACAAAAUAAGAUUACUGACCGUAACAAAUGCCAGCAUUGAAAUACGGUGAUACUUUUCUUAUUUGUAUCAUCCAUUCUCAUAACAAAUCCAUUUGCUAAUUAUGAUGCAAUUUCAUUUGUUACCAUAACAGUUUUAGUUAUUACCGUAAGCUAAUCAUUUUUGUCACUAUGAAAAAAACUUUGUUAUUCCAUCUUUUGUUAUGAUGAUGAAACUCUUUAUUUUCGUGAAUACUUACAAUCAAUAAUUAUAAAUACUUACAAAAAAUAAUUAUAAUAUUUUAUUAUUUAUUAGUUACACCAUACGGGGGGGAGUAUGUAUAUAUAUAUAUAUAUACUCCCCUUUGAUAUAACUAAUGAUAGAAUAAACAUAAAAAAUAAAAUUAAGCCAGAUAAAGUUUAUUUUGUGCCUUGUAAUAUUCUAGCCCAUAAAUCAUUUUAUUAUUGUUCUGUUCAUAAAUAUAAGUGCAAACACUACAAUGCUGAAUUUUCAAUAUUAUGUAGAUAACAUCUGUAUAAUAUUGUAAUGAUGUCAGGUGCAACAAUAUAUUCAUCAGAAUUAAAAUGAAAAAGCCGACAAAAUUGAGCUUAUGUCGACAAGCGCUUGAAAAGAACGACAAAGUUCUGACAAAUCUGAAUCGUCUUAUUGCAUCAAAGAUGAUACAGUAAAACACAAUGAAUUUAAACAAAACUCUUUGCAGCUUGUGAAAUCUUACAGCUUUCUGAAUAAUGAACAAAAAUAUUGAACAAAGUUUUAUUAUAAAGUACUUAAAGCGAUGACAUCAUCUGCUAAGAAAAAAUGACUCUAACAAAAGUAGUAGUAUUAAUUCACUUUUUAAAGCUUGAUAGUCUUAUGUAGAAAAUUUCAACAUAGCGAUCGUCCCUAGUACGAACUUCACAUGGCUCUAUACAAAUUGCAAAGCUUUUGUUAAAAUACUUACCAGGAGUGAUUUCUUAGUAGAAAUUUUCAAUUUAAAAAUUACUUGGCAGUAAUGUUUACUUACCAGAUAUUUCUGUUCAGACAUUCUUAUCUCCCGCGGAAAUCGAUUUAUUUGUAAGAUAUUGCCUUUAUUGUCUGCGAACUGUACUGUUGUAAAUUUCAUCUAAGUACUUCAUACCGGCGCAAAUUUCCGAGACAUUUGUUUAAUUUUUAAAGAACCAUCAUGAUGCGGCAUACAUUUUAAUUUCUACAUUAUUUAAAAAACAUAACCGAAAUUCUGAUUUUUCCUACUAACUUGAUAAUUAUUAUGGAGCAAUAACCAUUUAAGUUACGUAUCUUCUAAAUGUCAAGAUAGCCUCUGAUCUCGCAUUUAAAUCGGAGUGGUUUAUAAAUAAGUUAUUACACAAUGACAAGAAAUUUCGAUGCAUCAUUUUUCUUGGGCAUAGGUCACGUAAUCAUAAAGCGACUUGUUUUUCUUCAGUAAGUACUAUCCAGUCAAUUAGUUCACACGUUUAUCGUUUCUUCCCAUUCAACGUGAUGACUCAACCAGUCUUAUAUAAAUAUUCUGUAAUACAAUUCCCCGGGUCGUUUGAUUCAUCAGUGCAUAACUCAUACGUUUGUAUUCCUAAUUCAUGGAUCAUAAAUCGUGACGAAAAGAAAGUAAUAGUCGCGGUUCCAUCUAAUGAAGAAGUACCAGUGUCAAUGAGCUGCAUCCUCAAUAAUGGACCACCAUCAUCGCACUGGAAAACGUAUGCGGGCACACUGAAAUAUGAAACUGAUAACUUUGAAAUGGCACUUCAGUUUAUAGUAUGGAAAUGUAAGUCUACAUGUCAAUUGAGCCAAUCUACGGGUGGAUUCCGUGCAGAUUUGACUACACUAAACAGAAUUCCGGAAGCAAGAUUACCGAUGACGAACGAAGCUAGUACAUCAUUUUCAUCCACUGAUGCAAUCACAAAAUUAAAUUUCGUCACGAUGUUACAGAUAGUAAAACCGAUGAUCGUCAGCUUGUUGGGAUACGUCGAUACGAUAAUUGAAUACAAUCAAAACAAAUCUUUGUUUAACCCCGAAAAUUAUCGUGGUGAAAAUAAUAAUAGCGAUAACUUAGUCAAUUUCACUCAAAUGUCCAAUACGUGCGUAACUUUGUUCCAGGAAAUCAUGCAAAAUUAUAUUAACUCACAUAAUUUAAAACUGAUGUCAAAAAACUCAACACCAAAUGAAAUAUUAUCGCUGGAAACUAAUAUUUACAAAGAAAUUAUGUCUUUUCUUGAUCUAACAAUAAUGAUGAUGAAAGGUGACAUACUAAAAUAAUUAUUUACUGUAAC